This is a messenger RNA of Phialemonium atrogriseum, 1154 nucleotides long. Its product is annotated as exosome complex component rrp45. The coding region runs from base 95 to 976 and encodes 293 amino acids. Gene Ontology annotation, cellular component: cytoplasmic exosome (RNase complex); nuclear exosome (RNase complex). NCBI's taxonomy places the organism in Eukaryota, Fungi, Ascomycota, Sordariomycetes, Cephalothecales, Cephalothecaceae. Gene Ontology annotation, molecular function: mRNA 3'-UTR AU-rich region binding. The transcript is spliced from 2 exons. The record is from RefSeq and is a predicted model, not a curated record. Gene Ontology annotation, biological process: TRAMP-dependent tRNA surveillance pathway; U4 snRNA 3'-end processing; nuclear mRNA surveillance.
CAAUGGCAGAAAGGGACCCCUCCGAGUACAACCAUCAAUAUCAGAGCAGAUUCGAGGCAAGUGGGCGGUGGGUUGAAUCGCACAGAAAACAAAGAUGCCUCGAGAAGCGGAACCUUCUCUAAACGAGAAGCAGUUUGUGUUGCAAGCUCUUAAAGAAAACUUGCGACUCGAUGGUCGAGAAUUCGACCAAUACCGCGGCAUAGAGCUGCAGUUUGGGGACGAACAUGGAGUCGCGAAUGUCACACUUGGCAAGACGAGGGUUCUUGCGAAGGCGUCCGCCGAAGUGACUGUACCGUACACCGAUCGACCACUGGAUGGGAUAUUCACUAUCGCAACGGAGCUCAGCCCCAUGACGUCCCCGGCCUUCGAGUUAAACCGGCCGACUGAGACCGAAGUCCUAUUAUCGCGCCUCCUCGAGAAGACUGUUCGCCGGUCCGGAGCUCUGGAUACGGAGUCCCUAUGUCUAGUCGCCGGGCAGAAGUGUUGGUCCGUCAGGGUGGACGUCCACGUCAUGUCGCACGACGGCAAUCUUAUCGACGCUUCAUGCUUCGCCGUGGUAGCGGCCCUACGGCAUUUCAGGAAACCCGAUACGAGCAUAGAGGGAGGGGUCUUGACCAUCUACACCCCGGCCGAGCGGGAGCCGGUUCCCCUGGGCUGGCUCCAUUCCCCCUUCUGUGUCACAUUCAGUUUCUUUGGCGACGAGGGGGAGACGACACUGCUGGACGCGACAUUGCUCGAGGAGCAGGUGAGGGUGGGUAGCUGUACGAUCAGCCUGAAUCGUCACGGGGAAAUCUGCCAGAUCGCGAAGCUCGGAGGAACCCCGGUGGAGGCGGUGGUGUUGCUGCAGUGUACGAGUGUUGCAUUGACCAAAGUCAAGGAUCUAUCGACCUUCUUGGACAAGAUGCUCGCCGAGGACGCGAAAAGGAGAGACCGGGGAGGACUUGUGGCAGAACUUUCGGCCGAGAACGAUAGAUAGAAUGCGUUUGGGAAGGGCUUAGAAAAAGGGUUUUGGGAUUGGGAGUCAAAGGCAAGAUACCCCCCUUACAACACCACCUCGCUGCCCCCUAGGCGCGAGAGUUUUGGGUACCGUGGAUGUUGCCCUCUCCAUCGAAUACGGUCGAAGAUGCGGCAAUCUAAAAGCUAGAGCCGCCAAG